Molecule: messenger RNA, 2596 nt
Organism: Menidia menidia (Atlantic silverside)
Lineage: Eukaryota; Metazoa; Chordata; Actinopteri; Atheriniformes; Atherinopsidae
Source: the annotation of a GenBank genome assembly
UUGAAAUUUAAAUAUAUCCCAAUAAUUAAAUUUCAUCUGCCAGGUGUAUUGAACAUGCCAUCCAAAGAGCAAGAUGUUGCUCCAUCUAUUUCACCAGUCCUCUUCAUGACUGUGGAAGGUUUGCCCAUGUCUUUCUAUCUGCGACCGGGUCCUGUCAAACAGAAGCUCCAGCCACUCAUCACAGCUGGAGGGGGGCUGGUGUGCAACAUCCAGCAGCCGGGAGCAAUACUGCUGAUCAAUCCUGAAGACGCAAUCUCUGUUUCAGGAUCUACUGCUCAAAGGUAUGUGUCCACCCAGUAUAUUUAUGACUGUAUAGAGAAGGAGGAACAGCUGAAUAUAGAGGACUACAAAGUAAAUUGCGAUGUGGUCCAGAGACAAUCACCUAGACUCAACAGCAACAAAGACGGCUCUUCUACAUUCUUGGGAGGCAGGCUUGCCUACACCCCUGAAGAAGAUUCCGCCAUUUUGAAUUAUGUUAGCAAACGAACGAGUGAGACAGGGGGCAACCGAAUUUGGAAAGAGAUGGAGAAGCAGCGUGUGACCGCUCACAGCUGGCAGUCAAUGAAAGAUCGAUACCAAGUACGCCUGACUAAGAAAGAACCAAAGGCUGUGGAGGUGGAAACCAAAAAGGGAAACAGUAAAACUGCACCAGAGAAUUCAGAGGCGGAAGCAAAUCAGCAGAUCGAUGCUCAGAAACCCUCAAGUGAAGAGGUUGACACUCCUCACGCAGAUUCAGCAGAGUCUGACCUGACACAGCUGGAUGUCCAACUCAUACCAGCUGGAGGCACGCCUGAAAAUGUAGACCUUCAGACUUCCAUCCCUUUGAAUGAAGACGUGAACCAGCAGCCAGAUGAAAGCUCACAGCAGGAAGCUGAAAUGUCCUGCUCCCCACAGGCUGAACAGCCCUUCCCAGAUACCUCACCAGGAGACUCCCCUUUACCUCAGCUUGAGUCCACCCCAACGAGCACGUCCUCUAAAAAACAAAAGAAGAAGCAGAAGGCGUCUGGUGCUAUGAAACAACCGGCCCGGCGGAUGACGCGCAGGCAGCUUGAGAUGCAGCAGUCCCCUGAGCCCUAUGGAAAGAAGCUCAGGUCGUCCUCAAGCAGCCAUACGCCAUCUCCACAGUCCUCGAAGAGACAAAAAUCAGUCGGGAAAUCAGCUCUUCAAAAAGACACGGCAACAGACUCGCCGCCUCCCAAGAGGGCAAGGGGAAAGUUCACAGCAGCAGAGGAGAGUCAGCCGGAGCAGCGUGGACAGGACGCUGACUCCACAACAGAUGAACCCAAUCCAGCGCAGCAGAAGGUGGUGAAAGCUAAAGAGAAGAGACCGCUGGGGAUUCUUGAACUGGCUACAAGGGAGUUUGAGUCCAAUUCCGAUGAAGAUUCAGAUCUGCAAGACAAUCCUGAAACAGUGGUCCGGUCAGCCCCCACUCCCCCUCCAUUAGACAGCGCUGCAGACCCCCCCUCUGAGGCUGGACCCGGCCCACAGGGGAAUGUGCAGACGUCUCAGACCUCCAGUGAUGGCUGUGUGCCAGACACCGGCUCUGCUGGUCCUUCAGCCGUUGAGCCUGUCCGAGCAGCCUCUAAGCCCCACCUGUUCAUAUUUGACAGCGAAUCUCAGGAAGAAGCCUCUCAGCGCGUCGCUGCCGAAAGCUCAACAGCUCCAUCCAACCAACAGCCCGAUGUCAACGGAGGCACCGCACUCUCUCUGACUCAGUUACAGUUAGAGGAGGACAAGCAGCGAAUCAGAGAGCUGAUUAACCAAACGGGCCAGGACCUAGACAGUGUAACCAAAGCCUUGCUAAGGACCAGCGGAGACUUCUCUGCUGCCCUGGAUCUGCUCUUGAAUCCCUCCGCUGUUUCAUUACCCUUUUGGAAUCGCCAUGACGACAGUCUGUUGCUCUCAGCUGAUUCGGCUGCCCGUCAGCAACUGCAGGAGAAAUAUGGGGAGGAGAAUGUGGCCAAGAGGCUUAUGUUUCUUGAUGCGAAAUUAUAAAAGUGUUACACAGUUUAGAACGGAUGCAGUGAGUACACUCUUCCAAAACAGGAGUCAAAGUUAGCUGAUCAUUGUUCUAAUAACAAUUUCCACACGUUUUAAUGUGGUGUUCCAACAUUUCACCAGAAUAUCUUAAGAAGUUACUAUACAUGUUGGUGAUUUAGAAUUAAGUAACAGAUAAAAAACUUUCUUUUUUUUCCUGUAAAUUUAGAAACAGAUUAUGUUUUUUUGUUGUAAAUUACAAUUUCCACAUCUUGUUCCAACAUUUCAACAGAAAUUGCUGACAAUAUAUUAAGAAUUUACCAUACAUGUUGGUGAUUCAGAAUUUUGAAAUAGAUCAAGGUUGUUGUGGUUUUUUUGUCAAUUUAGAAACAGAUUAUGUUUUUUUGUUGUAAAUUACAAUUUCCACAUCUUGUUCCAACAUUUCAACAGAAAUUGCUGACAAUAUAUUAAGAAGUUACCAUACAUGUUGGUGAUUCAGAAUUUUGAAACAUUUUUUUUGUUAAUUUAGAAAGAAAUUAUGUUUUGGGGUUGUUGUUUUUUUGUACAUUUAGAAACUGUUUUUUUUUUUACAGCAGCACUUCUGGGUUGAAAGUAUGUU